GCCCGCGAUGGCGCGCUCCAGCUGCGGCGCCCUGGUCCUCGCCGCGGCGGCCGCGUGGCUGCUGUCGGCGGCCCUCUCGCCGGCCUUCGCCGGCCCGAGGGCCCAGCCGGCUGCCCGGGGCAGCAGCGUGGCCAGGCAAGCCGGGUCCGAGAUCAUGCUCACCGCCCCCUCGAUCGGCGGCCGUUACCGCGUGGUCAUCGACGAGAGCACCACGGUGGAGUCCUGCCUCACCAAGUUCAGGAAGAUCUUCGAGAUCGACCAGGACUUCCUCCUCGACAGCGACUUCAACGUCUACCUGAAGGAGGACGAGAGCAAGCCGAUCUCCGGGAAGAUCUCGGAGCACACCAAGUUGCGCCCCUGGGGCCCGGACGGCAUCGAGCUCCACAUCUAUUACGAGCCGAAGUGAGCGGGCCGAGUUCGCCCCUGCUUGGCAGAUGCCGAGGAGCAGAGACUUAGGACGGCACGAUUUUCUUUUCAAGGCGGCGCGGUCGCAGGUUCGAGCGGGGAAGCAAGCUGACGAGGAGAAGUCUUGGCGCUCCGCGUAUCCCCACCAGCCCGUUCGGAGGCGUGGCCCAUGGGGGUUGCCGGGGAA
Molecule: messenger RNA, 592 nt
Organism: Prorocentrum cordatum
Lineage: Eukaryota; Dinophyceae; Prorocentrales; Prorocentraceae
Source: the annotation of a GenBank genome assembly